ACUACAGCUCCCAUGAGCGCUCGCGAUGGUAUAGUACUUCCGGUGCAGCUGCAUCUCUGCGCCCAUCGGCUGACGGGACGGAAGAGCUGGUGAAUGCUGUGGCGAUGCCCUUGGAGGUGACGUGGCCCUUCCCACAAUGCCCCCGCCUGGGCUGGAGAAUAUCCAGCAGAGUGAUCAUGGGGAUGGUGGGCUCAUACAGUUACCUGUGGACCAAUUAUUUGAACUCUUUGGUGGUGCACAACCAGGGUGUUUUGUUGGACCUGGUUGAUGAGCGUCCUAAGGACACGCCUCUGAUCACAGUGUGCAAUCAUCAGUCCUGUAUGGAUGAUCCACACAUCUGGGGGGUCCUGAAGCUCCGGCAUCUGUGGAACUUGAACAGGAUGAGAUGGACACCUGCUGCCUCUGACAUCUGUUUCACAAGAGAGCUACACUCCAGAUUCUUCAGCAGAGGGAAAUGUGUGCCUGUUGUUAGAGGUGAUGGAGUAUAUCAGAAGGGAAUGGAUUUCCUGGUUGAAAGGCUGAAUCAAGGGGAAUGGGUACACAUAUUUCCAGAGGGUAAAGUUAACAUGACUGGAGAGUUCAUGAGGAUAAAAUGGGGAGUCGGGCGUUUGAUUGCUGAGUGCUCUCUUCACCCAAUCAUUUUACCUAUGUGGCAUGUAGGUAUGAAUGAUGUUUUACCAAAUCAAACACCAUACGUCCCUCGAGUUGGACAGCGAAUAACUGUUGUAGUUGGAAAGCCGUUCACUGUCAGACAUCUGGUAAAUGCCCUGAGAGCUGAAAACACAAGUCCGAUGGAAAUGCGGAAAACACUGACAGACUUUAUUCAAGGGGAGUUUCUCAGUUUGAAAGCCCAGGCGGAGGCACUUCAUCACAGGAUUCGGAAACACUCGUGACCCAUGAAGGGACGUAUUACAGGUUAAAGGGCUAUACAGGACAUUACCCAUUAGCUAACCCGGGCCUUACAACUCAGCAUAGACACUGAGGAGAAACUACACCAUAAGAGGUUUACGGCAUCCUUUUAAGUACAUUUAUAUCCAUGGGCGUCCGUUCAUUUAUAUGUGGACAGUCAGACCUGGGCUAAAGGAGGACAGAGAUCUUUUUUUUUUUUGUAAAGGAGAUAAACCUCUAGAGAAAGUAAAUUUAAUUUUGAGCAAUGUGCAGGACCUCAGGAGACAUGCUGUGUGUAUAUCAGUGACUGGAAAUGCCUUGUAGACUAUGAAACACGAUAUUUUGCAUUCUUA
Carassius carassius (crucian carp) is the source of this 1241-nucleotide messenger RNA. It is a transcript of the gene tafazzin, whose product is annotated as tafazzin, phospholipid-lysophospholipid transacylase. NCBI's taxonomy places the organism in Eukaryota, Metazoa, Chordata, Actinopteri, Cypriniformes, Cyprinidae. Bases 105 to 893 code for a protein of 262 amino acids. Gene Ontology annotation, molecular function: 1-acylglycerophosphocholine O-acyltransferase activity. The transcript is spliced from 11 exons. Gene Ontology annotation, biological process: cardiolipin acyl-chain remodeling; inner mitochondrial membrane organization. Gene Ontology annotation, cellular component: mitochondrial membrane. The record is from RefSeq and is a predicted model, not a curated record.